AACGCGUGGAUCUCCCGGGCUGCGUGUGUGGACUUGGUUAAUGGUGCCUGGGGGCAUGGCUGUUAACCUCGACACUCAGCCCAUCCCCCACCCUGAGGACGGUUGGGGGCUCGAGGAGCUCGUGCGGAUCCAUUCUCAUUUUCUGUUCAAAGGCGGGGGAGAGAUUGGUGAACCUCGAGCCCCAGCCAUUGCCCCAAGCCAUGGAGUCCAGCCGCUGUGGUUCGCCAGCAGGCUCCCCGGCACAGCUCGUCGUCCGGUGUCUUGAUUUUUUCUGAUCCGAGAGGUUUCUGCACGGAGAGACCGCCCUCCUCCAGAGCGAGCAGACGGCUCGGGCGCAGCCGCCUUAACACGCCCGGUCACUCUCACCCGGUCACUCUCACCCGCAGAUUCCGCCGGCCCGCACCCUGCACUCUGCCCGCGGCAUUCGCGUUCUAAGCCGGGGACAUGCAGACUCCGCUGGCCACGCCCGUGCCCGUGCUGCGGCUGCCGCGGGGCCCGGACGGCUUCAGCCGCGGCUUCGCCCCCGGAGGCCGCCGGGCGCCCCAGGAGCCCCAGGAGCCUGCGGAGCUGCAGGAGCAGCGGGCCCGCGCCGCCCUGCGGGAGCGCUACCUGCGCAGCCUGCUGGCCAUGGUGGGCCACCAGGUGAGCUUCACGCUGCACGAGGGCGUGCGCGUGGCCGCCUGCUUCGGAGCCGCCGACCUGGACGUGGCCAACCUGUACGUGUCGCAGCUGCAGACGCCCAUAGGCGUGCAGGCCGAGGCGCUGCUGCGGUGCAGUGACGUCAUCUCCUACACCUUCCGGCCCUGACGGCGGGCCCCGCUCCGAGCAGUUCUGGACCCUUGACCGCCGGGGCUGCUCAGAGAGAUGCUGCAGCCCAGGACUGCGGACCCUGGCCCCAGGGGGCUUCCUGAGGAGGGGUGGGCGGGGGCGUGGGGGCAGGGGCGGGCGCGCUGCCCAGGGAACUGCACUGGCAGGGGCCUGGGACCGCCCCCGCCCAAGAAACCCUUCUCCCAGGAAAACCGGUCUCCUGUGUUGUGUUAAAGCGCCCCCGGGGAGCGGCGGGGUGAUGUGGGCCCCCAGGGUCGCGCAGGGACACCUCCACCUCCCGCAGCCCGCAGCCGUCCUCGCCACUCGCCGAGCGCCCGGUCGCUGGUCACCUUGCAGCAGCCCGUCCUUUGCUCACCUACUUUUUAGAGAUCUGUCUACUUGGCAGAGUGGCAGACCCUCCAUCCGCUGGGUCACUCCCCGAUGACCGCAGCGACCCGGGCGGGGCCAGGCCGAGGCCGGAGGCCGAGGUUAUCGGGGUCUCCACGUGAAUGGUGGGGGGGGGGGUUCAAGCACUUGAGCCGUCGUCCACAGCAGAGCGCCCUUUAAAAAAGUUUCUAGGGGCCGGCGCUGCGGCGGAGAGAAUUAGGCUGUGGACGCGGGUUCGAGUCCAGGCUGCUCCACCUCCCAUCCAGCUCUCUGCUGUGGCCUGGGAAAACCGUGGAAGAUGGCCCAGGUCCUUGGGCCCCUGCACCUGCAUGGGAGACCCGGAAGAAGCUCCUGGCUGCGGUCUAGGGAGUUAACCAGCGGAUGGAGGAUCUAACUCUGGCUUUCAGAUAAAAUAAAAAAAGUAGUUUCUGA
Molecule: messenger RNA, 1626 nt
Organism: Oryctolagus cuniculus (rabbit)
Lineage: Eukaryota; Metazoa; Chordata; Mammalia; Lagomorpha; Leporidae
Source: RefSeq, a predicted model, not a curated record